AAUUCAAAAGUAAUGAAGUAUUUGUUUCCCACAUUUGUCAUUAUUGUCAGCAACAAACAAAAUUCGUUUGUUUUUCCAAUUUUAUCGUAUUAUUGCGUCUUUGUAAAUAUUUUUCAUAAUAAUUAUUGAGUUUUGAAAAUGAACGACUUUGGAUUCAUCGAUUACAAAAAGCCUAGUGAUGAGUGUAGGGACGAUAUGCGCACCUCCACCUAUCGCAGUCACGUCUAUAUGACCGACACCAUGAUGGGGAACCAUAUGCAUGCUAAAUUCAAAGAACCGAAACCGUAUAGUACAGAUCCAACCUUGGAGAAAUUGCGCACGAGCGAUUACAAAGCGAAUUAUACGUGGAAAUAUGAUGACCCAAAUAAAGUGAUAAAUCCCUCGCUCGGUCCAAAAGUACAACAAAUGAAGAAUUACGAAGAUCGACGUCUGCGUUUUAUUAGUCGUCCAAUGCGUCCGGCCAGCAGCGUUAUGCAUCAGGAUUUCCUUUGGAAUCCGCAACCAGUACCUACACCGCCCACACCUACACCUUUACCCACCCCGGUGGCUGCCUCUAAGCUGGUGAUUAAUCGUGCUAAGCCCAGUUGCUCGAAAUACCUCGAUCCAGCUGCAACAACAUCACGUCUGGCCUUUGUGCAUUUCACGCCCGAUGAGUUGAUGGGUAGCGUGGCGCGUCACGACAACAUAACAUUUUGGAAUUGGGAGACUUAUAGUACACAAGGCAAGCGUGUUUUCCCCGGACGCGAUGACACGCAGUGUGAUGACAAAGCGGCAAGGGAGUGCCCAAAACGUCACUGCGAGUUCCCCAGCUCGGUACAACCGGUGCCCAAUUCCGGCAUGACAACGGAAGUACGUGCCAAUUACAUUGAGCCAAUUAAACGUGCAAUAGACUUUGAAUCCGCGCACAUACAGAAUCGUCUGGUAUACGAUCCAGUAACACCGUCAGCGAAAGCUACUGAGUAUAAAGUUUACGGUUCCGGUGAGCGCACGCUGAAAUAUGUCUGAAAAGUCCAACCAGUCCAUGUGCAAAUACUUAUAUUUAAGAAACAUUUUCUUCAGAAUAAAUCAUAUGGUUUUAUACUAAAAUAUAUAUUUGUUGUUAUUUUUAGUUUUAAAAACGUCAUCUGAUUAUACAAUAACCGGAAAUAAUAUGCUUAAAAUUCAUU
Molecule: messenger RNA, 1166 nt
Organism: Zeugodacus cucurbitae (melon fly)
Lineage: Eukaryota; Metazoa; Arthropoda; Insecta; Diptera; Tephritidae
Exons: 2
Coding region: 139-1005 (288 amino acids)
Source: RefSeq, a predicted model, not a curated record